GUUCAGAGUUGAGUUUGAUUGACACACAUGUCGUCCAUAUCGAGUGUGUGCGGUAGAGUUGAUUCUAAUAAAAAUUGAUGUGCUUUCUCUGCUGAAGACAAAUAUUAAACAUAACUAUCGUCAUAAAGUAAUGAAAUGAGCGUGAAAGCUCCACCUCUCCACAUAGCCUUGCUGUCUGGAUCCGUGGCUGGGAUCUGCGUUGACUUGUCGCUCUACCCUCUGGACACCGUCAAGACACGCCUACAGAGCUCUGCUGGAUUCCUCAAAGCGGGUGGAUUUCGUGGAAUCUUCUCCGGCGUCGGAGCUGCGGCACUCGGUUCAGCACCCACCGCCGGCCUUUUCUUCUGUGCGUACGAGUCCACGAAGCAGUUUGGUACGUCGUUUGGAUUUGUGGGGAGUUUCCAAGAGCCAGUAACGCACUUGUUUGCAGCAUCGAUCGGUGAGGUCACGGCAUGUUUGGUACGAGUGCCCGUGGAGGUGGUGAAGCAACGUGCACAGGCUAGUCGAGGGACCAGCGCCAGUAUCUUGAAGACCGUGCUACGAGAUGAAGGGGCGCGUGGUCUCUACCGUGGUUACUUCAGCACCGUCGUCAGAGAGAUUCCCUUCUCUGCCAUCCAGUUUCCACUCUGGGAGUUUCUAAAAUCAAGCUGGGGUCGUCGGCAAGGAUGCCCCGUGGAACCCUGGCAGUCAUCCCUCUGUGGAGCCAUCGCUGGGGGUGUCGCGGCUGGAUUGACAACCCCACUCGAUGUCGCCAAGACACGGAUUAUUCUGGCGGAGAAGGGUUCGGUCACAGCAAGAGGAAACAUCCCAAGUGUCUUGAAGGAUAUUGCCAGGACCUCAGGAGUCAGGGGUUUAUUCGCAGGACUCGUUCCUAGGACGUUGUGGGUCAGCAUAGGAGGUGCUAUCUUCCUUGGAAUUUAUGAAAAAGUCAAGAUUUCAUUGGUCAAGAUUGAGACCAGCUUGAAAUCUCGAAAUUUAUGAUGCUCCUGAUUGACUGAGAGACUGCUUAUUGAAAUUCUUGAAUUAACUUUAACGACCCCUGGAGACUGCACAAGUAAACUGAUUAUGGGGAUUGGGUUAACUACCAC
Asterias rubens (European starfish) is the source of this 1088-nucleotide messenger RNA. Its product is annotated as peptidyl-prolyl cis-trans isomerase-like 3. The coding region runs from base 136 to 981 and encodes 281 amino acids. Gene Ontology annotation, molecular function: S-adenosyl-L-methionine transmembrane transporter activity; peptidyl-prolyl cis-trans isomerase activity. The transcript is spliced from 2 exons. NCBI's taxonomy places the organism in Eukaryota, Metazoa, Echinodermata, Asteroidea, Forcipulatida, Asteriidae. Gene Ontology annotation, biological process: protein peptidyl-prolyl isomerization. Gene Ontology annotation, cellular component: catalytic step 2 spliceosome; mitochondrial inner membrane. The record is from RefSeq and is a predicted model, not a curated record.